Tauraco erythrolophus (red-crested turaco) is the source of this 1799-nucleotide messenger RNA. Lineage: Eukaryota; Metazoa; Chordata; Aves; Musophagiformes; Musophagidae. The record is from RefSeq and is a predicted model, not a curated record.
CUUCUGCUUUCGAGUCCCGCUUCUGCAGCCGAAUUUCCACCUACCUCAUGAUUCCUGUCGCAUCGCUGCGCCCCUACCUGGGACCGGGACCCACUGAUGUGGGAGCAGCUGCCCAGGGAGAGCUGCUGGAGGAGUCCCAGGUGGAGGCAUCCAAGCUGCGGCAGAAGGCGGAGGACCUUGUGAAGGACAACAAAAUGCUAAUGGCGUCAUCCUCAUUGGAGGACCUGGUGGAAACUGGAGCCGUCUGCCCUAAUCCCAGCUCCACACAGGUCGCCCCGGGCAGCACCCAGCCGGACACAGAAGUGCGGAAAUCUCCUCCAAGCGGAUCCUCCUCGGAGUUCGAGAUUGUUGCUGUCGAAGCACAGGGGUUUCCCCAGGAGAGCGGCAGAGUGGACUUGGAGCAGCUGCCGAACGAAGACUCCAACCUCCUGCCGCAGCCGAGCACGCUGAGCGGCUGUGCCAAGGAGGCCAGCAAGGACCAGGUCUUCGUACGCAUGGGCUACAUGGCCUCUGAACUCAAGCGCCUGGCCUCCAAGGUGCACAAGAAUGAGCAGAGAACAUCAUUCCUGCAGACACUGUGUGAGACGCUGCACAGUGAGAACAAGGAGUUGCGAACCAAGCUGGAGCAGGACCUGGAACAGAGAAACCAGGCGCUGGAGAAGCUCAGGUGAGGAUGGGUGGUGGGGAGGGAGACGGAACUGAUGGUGACGCUGAGCAGCCAGGACAGUGGGAAGAGGGAAGUUGGUGAGCAGCAGCAGCAGAGCGGGGCCGCGGCGGAGAAGGCGCCGGGCAGAGGAGAGCUGGAGGCCAAGGAGAAGAAGGUGAAGAUCCUGGAGCACCAGCGCAGGGAGCUGCUGGAGGUGAAUAAGCAAUGGGAUCAGCACUUCCGAGCCACGAAGCAGAAGUACGAGCAGAAGGUCACGGACCCGCAGGAAGAGCUGGCUGAGGCCCGCAGGGCAUUGACCGAACUGGAGUCUGAGCGGGAGCAAAAGCAACGGGAUUUCGACCGCAAGCUGCUCCUGGCCAAGUCCCGGAUUGAAACAGAGGAGGCAAAGAAGGAGAGGCUGGCCAUGGAGGUGAGGGACCUGCAGCAGAGGAUGCGAUUCCUGCAGGAGCAGCUGGCUCCAGUCACCAGGCAGCGGGAGUACCAGGAGAAGGAGAUCCAGAGGCUGAACAAGGCACUAGAGGAGGCCCUGAAUGUCCAGGCCUCACCACCACCCAUCUUUGCCAGUGCCAUGGAGCCAGCCGGGAAGGUGCCGCAGCAGGAGCUGCUGACCCAGAAUGAGCUCCUCAAGCAGCAGGUGAAAAUUUUCGAGGAGGACUUCCAGCGGGAGCGGAGUGACAGGGAGAGGAUGAAUGAGGAGAAGGAAGAGCUGAAGCAGCAGCUGGAGAAGCUGCAGAAGCAGUUGGUCCUCUCCAACAACCAGCUGCGGGCCUCGAAGGAUGACUGCCAGAGGGAGAAGGAGAAGCUGAAGAAGCUGCUGAAACAGCACAAACAGGCUUCUGGGGAGAGGCUGCAUGCUGAGCCACUGGGCCCUGCCUGCCCCAUGUACCAGUACCAGUACAGCCCCCCUGUGCCUCACCCCAUGUACCACGGCUUCGACGAGUGGCAGCAGAUCCGAUACCCGCCAGCGAUGCCAGGCGAGCACACGCCAGGACAAAACUUCCACAAUUUUCCCCCGCCCGACUACGCCUGGCGCCCGCCCUGCGCCAUGGCUCGCAGCCAGAACGCCCAGGCGGUGACUGGGGUGAAACCAGUCCCCAAGGAUUUGGAACAGGCAGGUCCUGGAUUGCCCUAA